This is a messenger RNA of Lemur catta (Ring-tailed lemur), 1222 nucleotides long. It is a transcript of the gene HMCES, whose product is annotated as 5-hydroxymethylcytosine binding, ES cell specific. The coding region runs from base 82 to 1125 and encodes 347 amino acids. Gene Ontology annotation, molecular function: single-stranded DNA binding. NCBI's taxonomy places the organism in Eukaryota, Metazoa, Chordata, Mammalia, Primates, Lemuridae. The transcript is spliced from 7 exons. Gene Ontology annotation, biological process: DNA damage response. The record is from RefSeq and is a predicted model, not a curated record.
GGGUCGCGAGGGCGCCGGCGAGGCGGGAGCGGAGGCCAAGGCGACGCGGCCGCUGAAGGUCGCGAGAGACGGGGCCGCAGAAUGUGUGGGCGCACGUCGUGUCACCUCCCCAGGGACGUCCUCACUCGAGCUUGCGCCUAUCGGGACCGGCGGGGCCAGCAGCGGCUCCCGGCCUGGAGGGACCCGGAUAAGUAUUGUCCCUCGUACAACAAGAGCCCUCAGUCCCGCAGCCCCGUGCUGCUGUCGCGGCUGCACUUCGAGAAGGACGCAGACUCAUCCGAGCGCAUCAUUGCUCCCAUGCGAUGGGGCCUGGUCCCCUCUUGGUUCAAAGAUGAUCCCUCCAAGCUGCAGUUCAAUACCACCAACUGUCGCAGUGACACCAUUAUGGAGAAACGGUCGUUCAAGGUGCCGCUUGGCAAGGGCAGACGCUGCGUCGUCUUAGCAGACGGAUUCUACGAGUGGCAGAGAUGUCAGGGGACAAACCAGCGGCAGCCGUACUUCAUCUACUUCCCCCAGGUCAAAACGGAGAAGUCUGCAGACGGCGCUGAGAGCCGGGAGAAGGUCUGGGAUGACUGGAGGCUGCUGACCAUGGCCGGGAUCUUCGACUGCUGGGAGCCCCCGGAGGGCGGAGAGGUCCUGUAUUCCUACACCAUCCUCACCGUGGACUCCUGCAAGCGCCUGAGCGACAUCCACCACAGGAUGCCCGCCAUAUUGGAUGGGGACGAGGCGGUCUCUAAAUGGCUGGACUUUGGCGAGGUCUCAGCUCAGGAAGCCAUGAAGCUAAUUCACCCCACGGAGAACAUCACCUUCCACCCCGUGUCCCCCGUGGUGAACAACUCCAGAAACAACACCCCCGAGUGCCUGGCUCCCGUCGAUUUGGUGGUCAAGAAGGAGCCCGCGCCAGGCGGCAGCAGCCAGAAGAUGCUGCAGUGGCUGGCCACGAAGUCGCCCACAAAGGAAGAGCCGAAAACACCCGAGAAGGAAGAGUCGGGCGUGCCUCGGUGGUCCAGCCAGUUCCUGCAGCACAGCCCGCUCCCUCGCAAGAGAGGCGGGGCGGGGCUCCUGCAGCGCUGGCUGAAGCGAGAAGAGGAGGAGCCUGCGGCCAAGCUGGCCCACAGCCAGUGACGGCACGGGACUUCCAGGAACCCAGGGCGGCGCGUCCUGCGCCCGCUGCUCUCCGUGACGACAGCUUCUUGCAUCGUAUGUGUGUGUGUGUGUGUUU